Messenger RNA from Haliotis rubra (blacklip abalone), 1428 nucleotides. RefSeq lists its product as uncharacterized. Lineage: Eukaryota; Metazoa; Mollusca; Gastropoda; Lepetellida; Haliotidae. The transcript is spliced from 14 exons. Bases 14 to 1372 code for a protein of 452 amino acids. The record is from RefSeq and is a predicted model, not a curated record.
UUUCAGAUCGACAAUGUCUCGGACUGCCAUUGCCUUCGUGCUGCUCUACAUCUGUCAGGUGCUUGUCGCUGGACAGACGAAAACCUGUGACUCCUGUAAAAUAGCUUUCAUAGCUGAGAGGACCAGUACUGUGUCGGUGGGAGAUAGGUGCAGGACACUUAAAAACUACGUGUCCUGUCUAACCUACACGACGAAACAGGCCACCGGAUGUCCCCUCAGCAACACCGACAUCAACAACAUCUACGACUAUCGGAAUGCUAUGCCGUACCAAUCGUGUUUUGCAAGCGACACCUGUCAGUGCCAGAUCAACAGAUGGACGGACACCAGCUCGUAUGACCAGAAGAAGUACAUGAAGUACCUAGGUUGUCUGUACGACUCUGUACAGGCGGGAUGUGAUGGUUCACCAGUAGCGUCUGUCAUAGCAACGGCACAGCUGGAGAGGUCCGAGUACAUAACUCCCAGGAACGAGUGCGACUCGACUUUCCAAAACUACCACUCCUGGAAUCCCACCUACAACUGCGAGUCCUUCCAGAGGUACAUGAAGUGUCUGGCGUACUCCGCCACUGAUGGUCAAGGCAUUCCUGCUAACCAGACUCUACAGACAUCUCUCGACGCCAUUGACGGCUGUGAAAUCUCCAUGACAGACACGUGCACAUGCCAGACACAUUUCAUUAUGCCAGCAAACAGCUCCGACAGUUGUGGAGUUGUGAAGGACUACGUCGCCUGUCUGAGCAACAGCUACAUGAAGGGUUGCGACCGGGAAAACAUCGACGACGUCAAGAAAACAGCUUUCAUACUUCAAAGCCAGUAUUGCACGAAUGACUCCCUCUACGACUGUGACGGUGCAGCUUUGUGUUACAUCAACAUGUCCAAUAUAAGCAAGGAAGACGAUUCACUGCGGCUAUCUUCAUGCAGUUCCAUCAAGACCUACAUGAACUGCACGAAAACCCAUGCGCCCACGUGCCAGGCAGCUCUCAGCACCGUCAACAGUCUCAACUCCACCUACAGAGGCUACAGCUGUGACUACUACCUGGCUCAGGCCAACACAACGCCUUACCCAACCAGCACCUAUUAUUAUCCGACCAGCAGCUAUUACUAUCCGACCAGCAGCUAUUACUAUCCGACCAGCAGCUAUUACUAUCCAACCAGCAGCUAUUACUAUCCGACCAGCAGCUAUUACUAUCCUUCCACUACUGCUAGCUACUAUUUUCCAUCAACAACUUACCCAGCAACCGGUCAUAGUUCCGGUCAGGUUGACGCUACCCUCCUGUCGACGUACAUCCUGGCGGCCAAGAUGGAGGCUGAGGAGACGUUGCAUGCCGCCCAGGAGACCGUGGACGCCAUUGUCGCCGCCCAGCAACUUGUCCAGUAAGACAGGUCCUAGUCACACUGUAACUGUAACAUGGGCUGAAUAAACUCAGACUGGUU